UAGAUUUGCGUCGGGCGCAACAGUCAAUAUUCCGCCGGUAAAAUAGAGACAGCGCCCAAGAUCCGCCCACAAAUUUGCGCGAAGUCAAUUUAAAGUGUUAAAGUGCGUGUGUGUGCAAGAUAAAGCCCAUGGUGUGUAUUUGAAGGGUGUAUUAGAUACUCUCUUAGAUUGUUGUUUUACUUUUCUCUCUUUUUCCAAUAUUUUGGUUAUAGUCCUUAGAUAGUUACAUUCGUUUAGACUGCCUCUCCUUUAGGCCUAUAUUAUGGAAAUUAUAUGACAUAUUAGGCCUAAAGUGUGUUAACUUGUGCGCAUUUACGUGAUAGUCUAUGAUGUCAUGUGCAGGUGCUGUGGAUCGCGUACAAACCAGGUUGUCGGAAUGUUCCAAUAGUUCAGUCAGGUAUAUAUGAGCUUGCAAAAUAGACUGCACUCAUUGAGUUUCCACAACUCACAGAAGUAAGCCAUUUACCUACAGAGCAAUGGACCAAUGGAAUCCAGUGGAAAGUGAUGAGGAUAUGCCUACCAUUACUCAAGAGAGAGCAUGGAAUAAUUUCAAUAAAGAGAUGGAGGGAGUAUUCCAUAGCGAUUUGAGUGAACGGGUUCGACCCUAUCUAGACCUCAUUGAUUCACUGCGUAUGAUUGGAAUCGAUCAGGAUCUGACUCUGCCUGCAAUAGCUGUGAUCGGAGACCAGAGCUCUGGGAAGAGCUCCGUGUUGGAGGCGCUGUCUGGAGUAGCUCUCCCCAGAGGCAGUGGAAUUGUGACUCGAUGCCCGUUGAUGCUGAAGUUGAGGAAGCUGAAGGGAGGUGUGCAGUGGAAGGCCAUCAUCUCCUACAAAGACACGACAAUUGAAUUCACAGACCCCUCUUUGGCUGAGGACUAUGUCAAUGAGGCCCAGAAUGAGCUGGCUGGAGACGGCGUUGGGAUCUGUGACGAGCUGAUCAGUCUGGAGAUCAUGUCUCCUGAUGUGUGUGACCUCACUCUGAUUGAUUUACCCGGCAUUGCCCGAGUGCCUGUGAAAGGACAGCCUGAGGACAUUGGAGACCAGAUUAAAAGCCUCAUUCUCAGCUUUAUUGAGAAGAGUGAAACAAUAAUCUUGGUGGUGGUUCCAUGUAAUGUUGACAUAGCAACAACUGAAGCUCUCAGAAUGGCCCAGGAUGUAGAUCCAGAAGGAAAAAGGACUUUGGCUAUUCUGACUAAGCCAGACCUCAUAGAUCGUGGCACAGAAAAGAAUGUUUUGGAUAUUGUUAACAAUCGUGUCAUCCCACUGAGCAAAGGCUACAUAGUUGUGAAAUGCCGUGGUCAGCAGCAAAUUCAGGACAAGAUUCCUCUAGCCGAGGCCACCAGGAUGGAGAGAGAUUUCUUCAGACAACACAAGUAUUUUAGUGGUCUUCUCAAUGAGGAAAAAGCCACAACUCAGUGCCUUUCUACUAAACUGACCCAAGAUCUGGUAGACCACAUCAAAAAAGCACUACCAACAUUAUCAGAGCAAGUUAAGAUGGAGCUUCUUCAGUCAAGGACAUUAGUAAGUGAAUGCACAGAAGGUCCCCCCUCAGAACCCCAGCAGAAGAAAGCUUACCUGAUUGAGAUCUUGACAUUGUUCAAUGAGAACAUCAACAACUUAAGUGCUGGUGAGGUAGUGAAUGAGGAAAACCUAUUCAUUAUCCUACGCAGCCAUUUCCAGUUAUGGAACACUGAACUUCUAAACAGUCAAGAGUCAUAUGCUAAAAUGGUACAAGAUGCUGCAAAGGAGUAUGACCUGAAGCACAGAGGAAGAGAACUCCCUGGUUUCAGUAACUACAAAGUGUUUGAGAUGGUGGUCCAGAAACUGGUAAAAAAGCUGGAAGGCCCUGCAUUAGAGACUUUGAAAGUCAUCAGAGAAACUGUGCAGGCACAGCUCAAUGACGUUUCAAAAACUUGCUUCUCAAACUACCCUUUCCUUCACUGUGUCGCAAUGAACAAGAUAGACCAGAUCCAGUCGAAACAGGAGGUCAAAGUGGUGGAGAGGAUCCGGGAGCAGUUUGAGAUGGAGAAGCUGGUCUACACUCAGGACACCAUCUACUUCAAGGCCCUGACGAAGAUGGAGGAAUCCUCACCUGUGAACUGGGCUGAUUUCGACACGAGAAACAAAUAUCCUGAAAUGCUCCAGGCAUACUAUGAGAUAGUGAUUCAGCGCCUGGCAGACCAGAUACCCAUGCUGAUCCAGUUCUUCCUGCUGAAACAGUCAGCGCGAGUGCUGUGUACUGAGAUGCUGAGCCUGAUUGAGGGGGUGGAUUUGGACAAAGCCCUGUGCGAGGGCUCAGAUGCAGGCCGACGACGUAACGAGCUGCAGAGUCGCAUCGAGCGUCUCAGCCUGGCUCAGGAGAAACUCAGCCAUUUCCUCUGAAGUGGACUAGGAACAUGGACCGUUUCAGUAGUGAUGCGUCCAUGUUAUAAAAAUGUUGGGGAGGUAAAAACAGAAGAGUUUAUUCUAAUCUCAUGUUUGGAUCAGGCUGUUUACCUAUUAUUGUUAUUACCUAUUCCUGUUGCCUCAAACUUGAUGAUAGGCUACUCUUGAACUACAUUGUUUCUUUAAAGAGAUUGUGAAAUUAUAUUGAAGUUUUACCCAGAGUUAUUACACCUUGGGCUAAGUCAUAAAAAGAGUACAUGUAAAACAGAAUUAUAAUUUAAAUGAUCAACUUCUCAAAAUUGUGUGCUUUUUCAUUUAUCACAAUAAACAGGGACAACAUGAAAUGGCUUAAUUGAGAACAAUAUGUUAACCACAUAUAUUUUCCAUGCUAUGAGGAGACUGGUGGGUUUUGAGAUCAGAAUCAGAUGCAAUAUAGGUGGUCCUAACUUACUGACCUCUUAUAUAGACAUGGUUGUUUGUUUCUAUGAAUUGCAAUUGGACACAUGUGUAGUAGCCUACAGUACCAGGCUCCCAUGUAGUGGUUGGUGUUCAACUGGCUGCAUAUGCUCAGCUGCCUGUUUCUGGGGGGAGUCUAGGCUGUCCACUAGAGGGAACUGCUCCCCUGAGAAGUUAAAGAGCAAUUUGUAGUUUAAUUUCAAAACUGAAUUUAUACUUUGUCUUUUCUGAAAUGUCUUUUUAAAAUUGUACAUGUAUGAAUGAAUGUUUUGCCAUCAUGUGUUGCCAUUUUAAGCAGACUCUGAAAUAUGCCUUUCCCACCCACAAAUGUGUCAUAUUACAUAGGAGGAGUUUAA
Messenger RNA from Alosa alosa (allis shad), 3196 nucleotides. RefSeq names its product interferon-induced GTP-binding protein Mx2-like. Gene Ontology annotation, molecular function: GTP binding; GTPase activity; microtubule binding. Lineage: Eukaryota; Metazoa; Chordata; Actinopteri; Clupeiformes; Clupeidae. Gene Ontology annotation, cellular component: cytoplasm; membrane; microtubule. Bases 477 to 2381 code for a protein of 634 amino acids. The record is from RefSeq and is a predicted model, not a curated record. The transcript has 15 exons. Gene Ontology annotation, biological process: defense response to virus.